This is a messenger RNA of Salvia miltiorrhiza (redroot sage), 1532 nucleotides long. RefSeq names its product protein ALP1-like. The coding region runs from base 90 to 1262 and encodes 390 amino acids. The record is from RefSeq and is a predicted model, not a curated record. Gene Ontology annotation, molecular function: sequence-specific DNA binding. The transcript is spliced from 3 exons. NCBI's taxonomy places the organism in Eukaryota, Viridiplantae, Streptophyta, Magnoliopsida, Lamiales, Lamiaceae.
UUAGGCCGAUAUAUUAUACUCCUAACAAUCAUAGCGAGCUACCCUCUCUCUCUCCUCUCUCUGUCUCUCUCGGCUCACAACCCAUAGUGAUGGCGCCUUUGAGAGGUAGAAAGAAGAGGAGAGUUGAGAAUCAAGAUGAAGAUAAUAAAUCUUUGGCUUCUUCUGGGUCUUCUUCUCGAGAGGGUUUUGGUGAAUGGUGGGAUAUUUUGUGCAAGAAAAUUGCGGGCAAUCCAUCGACUUCGCGGGCAUUGGAUCCCUUCAAAUUGAGUUUCGCGAUGUCGAGAAAAACAUUCAACUACAUAUGCUCAUUAGUGAAGGAGCACAUGAUGUCUAAAACACAUUUCACCUUCUCAAAUGGCAAGCCUAUGUCACUGGAUGACCAGGUGGCCUUGGCACUAACAAGGCUUGGCUCCGGAAAUUCUCUCAUCUCCAUCGGGGACUCCUUCGGGGCCCAUCAUUCAACCGUCUCUCAAGCAACCUGGCGCUUUGUGGAGGCCAUUGAAGACAAAGGGAUUCACCACCUCCGCUGGCCCUCCACGGAGGAGGAACUGUCCAAGAUAAAGUGCAAGUUUGAGAAAAUCAGAGGGCUUCCAAACUGCUGUGGCGCCAUCGACACAACUCACAUAACAAUGCUGCUCACCUCCUCUGACCCGGAGGCGGACUGCUGGCUCGACUGCAGGGGGAAACACAGCAUGAUCCUGCAGGCCGUUGUCGACCCUGAUCUCAAGUUCCUGAACAUCAAUGCCGGAUGGCCCGGAAAGAUGAACGACUCCUCGGUUCUCCAGAGCUCGAGCCUCUUCAGGCAAUGCCAGAGAGGCGAGAUGCUCAACGGGCCCAAGAUGCUCGUCUCGGACAAAAUGGAGUUAAGGGAGUACAUAAUAGGCGACACGGGCUAUCCCUUGCUACCGUGGCUCCUCACUCCAUAUCAAGGGAGCCGGCUCCACGAGACGAAGCUGGACUUCAACGAGCGCCUUCUUGCAACUCACGUUGUCGCACAUAAGGCGCUAGCGAGGCUGAAGGAAGUUUGGAAGAUGAUAAAAGGCGAUCUGUGGAGGCCGGAUAAGCACAGGCUGCCGAGGUUGAUACUCGUGUGCUGCAUUCUUCACAACAUCAUCAUAGACAUGGAGAAGGAUGAGGAUUUGAUGGAGCUGCCCUCGGAUCUCGUGCACGAUGCGGGAUACGCGACGGAAAUCUGCGAAGCAGUCGACAAAACGGGCUCCGUUGUGAGGGAUAAGCUGUGUAAGUAUUUCUGUGGGAGGUAAUGUUGGUGAAGAAGAUGAUAGAAAUCUUGAAUAUAGAGAGGUGAGGUUGAAGGUGAGUAGAUAGAAGAAGUAGGAGGGUGGGAAGGGGAAGAAUUAGUAAGAAAUUCAUUCUUGUGUUUCUGAAUAAGUUCCAUGGCAAUGUGGAAUGAAAAUUUGUUUAAACUUUUUGGCUUCUACAGUUACAUAUGUUGUUAGUUUAUCUCAGUUGUUUAAUAUCAAUAUAUGCUGGUUUUUACCAUAAACAAGUAAUAGGAAAAGAAAGGAUUCAUG